AUGCCAGGGAACCACCGACAGCUUGAGAAUGCACUGAAGAAAAUACGAGUGGAUUUUCCUGAAAUAUUACAGGAGGGAUACAUUCCAGGGCCAGUUAUACAGAAAAUAUCCAUGUCAGAGAAGAAGAGCGAGGAGUUUGAGGAUGCGUAUCAGAUGCUAUUCGCAGGGAUUGAGUCUUUAAUAACAGAGAAUACUGGGCCACUGAAGAAUUCAGCGAUAAAGUAUCACCAAGUACACAAGGAAGUAAAUACAGCAGCAGAGAAUAUUUCAGAGGUCAAGGCACAUUUAAGCACACUUAUUAGCACUGUUAAGAGCAAUAACAUAGGGAAGUACAUAGACAGUUUGAAAGAGGAACAGGUGCAGUAUAAAAGAGAUCUUGAAGAGUCAGAAAUAAAGCAGGCACUUGCUGUUGACAUAAUUUCAAUAAGUGACAUACACGCGGGAAGAUUGAAUGAAAUAAUGAACAAUAUCCAGUAUGUAGAAGAGAAAGCAGUGCAGUCAGAGAUUAAGUAUUACACAGAGAACAGUCUUUGGAAGGCAAAGAAAGAGAUAGAAACACGGAUUAAAGACAGUUUACAUGGUAUAAUUCGUAUAUCAUCUAUGGACAUUCGGGUGCUAGAGAAGAUUGCUGGGUGUGCACUUGUUGCUGUAUAUAAUUCUGUUAAUGAGCAUAUGGUAAAAAUAAUUAAUGGUGUAUCAAAGGAAAUGCAUGUGGCAAUGCAUAAAAAGAAGGUAAUCAAUGGAGAGGAUGAGUCACAAAUACUUUCCAGGGGAUUGGCGCAGUUUACAUCUGAAGUGACUGCUUUACUGCACAAUGUACAGAGUAUCUUGCAUAAAAGACAGGAGGAUUGUGCAGGGAAUAAAAAGUACAGGUAUAACACAGACUUAUAUGAAGAAAUAAAAUUGAAUAGGAGUUCACCAAAAAGAAUGGCACAAAUAACACUUCCACUGUACGACUCAUCGGUAACUGAGAAAGAUUUAUUUGAUAAGAUUGUAGACUGGAUCAGAAGGUUCUUAGUAGAGCUAACAAAGGAAGCUGUAAAUACAGCAGAAGAUGCCAUGUCGUACAAUAUACAGCGGAUAACCAGGCUAGACUCUGCAAAUCUUAUGUAUAAUGAACUCUUUCAAAAUAAGUACGGAUUUCUUGCCAAUAAAGAAAAACAAGCCGGUGGCGAUCUUUUGCUUAUGAAUGUGCAUUUGGUUAGAUCAGAAGAAUCAAUACUUAUCGUGCACGGAUGUGCGCUGCAGAUUGCUGCUGUGGUUAGAGAUGUACUCGCAGAUGUACUCCCAACACAUAUUAAUAUAUCCGAAAAGAUCAGAGGAAUUGAACCAUCUAACUGCUUUAAAAACAGAAAGAAGAUCCUAAUGGAUUUAGUUACUCGAGUGACAGAGCUUGAAAAUACCGCAGACCACACUACGCCAUUCCUGCAAAAGUAUCAAAGAAGCGUGCAAAGAGUUAUAAUGACACUUUGCAAGUUCAUAAAAAUAUCCAUUACAGGACUGGAAAUAAAAGUAGAAGAAAUUGCAGAAGAUGUACUGGAAAAACUUCUCCAGUCCAUGAAAAGAGUGUUUAAAACCAUAUCUAAAGUACCUGAUGUAGGCAUUAAUAAUAUUAGCUACCACAAAGAAUCUUCAAUUUCUGUGGAGAUAGAAAGAUGGAAUCAUCCUCUGAACAAAGAAAGUGCAUUUGGUCAGUCUAUCUUCACAAACUGUACAAGUAGAAAAUUCAUUGCAAUUUCUGAAUUUAUUCACUUACCAGAAGAAGUUCUUGUGCUAAUUAGUCAAAUACCUGCAAUAAAAGAAAAAGAAAUAAAAUCAGAAGGAAAGUCAGAAGAGAAGUCGGAAGAGAAGUCAACCCCAGAAAAACCAUAA
This is a messenger RNA of Nematocida parisii ERTm1, 1872 nucleotides long. RefSeq lists its product as uncharacterized. NCBI's taxonomy places the organism in Eukaryota, Fungi, Microsporidia. Bases 1 to 1872 code for a protein of 623 amino acids. The transcript has a single exon. The record is from RefSeq and is a predicted model, not a curated record.